AUGAACUCCAAGUUUGAGAAAUAUUGGAGUCCUGCUGAAGAUGAUAUUCAUAAUGUAGCUAACCACAAGAGAAAGAAGAAAGAAAUUGCAUUUAGCGUUGUCUUAGUCAUUGCCACUGUCUUGGAUCCAAGAAGGAAGGCUGACUUCUUGAAUUUAUUCUUUGAGAGGGUGUUCAGUGAUACAAGUAAGGUUGGUAUGUAUGUGAGGUAUGCCUUAGAAUGGAUGAGAAAGUACUUCACAUUCUAUGAGCAGCCAUGUGCAAGAACAAAUAGUGUGGACAUGAUGACACGUGCUAAUCAAGCCUCCACCAAUGUGGGGUCACCGGUUCUUGGAAAAAGAAAGAUCAAAGUGGACUUUGUUCAAUACACAACACGCCGAAGAGUUGCACAGGCACCAAAAGCUGAAAUCGAUACAUAG
Miscanthus lutarioriparius is the source of this 417-nucleotide messenger RNA. NCBI's taxonomy places the organism in Eukaryota, Viridiplantae, Streptophyta, Magnoliopsida, Poales, Poaceae. The record is from the annotation of a GenBank genome assembly.